UGCACACCGGCAGCGAACGGCCAGAAACAGAGCACCCCGUUAAGAGCCCCCUCCCCUGCAUUGCCCUAGGAAGUAGCUAAGCUAUUCUUGCAGAACCCACGCGCGCUCAAUGAUGGCCCGGCGUAGCCACCUCCUCCUCCCCUGCCUCCUCGCCGCGGCGGCGGUUCUCUGCGAUGCGCACUCGAAGCUCGCCAAGAAGAGCAACGACGUCGUCAACGGCCCCCUCCUCACCACCAAGAUCGACGCCAAGCGCACCCUGAUCGUUGGCCCCAACGACGAGUUCAAGACCAUCCAGUCCGCCAUCGACGCCGUGCCUGAAGGGAACACCGAGUGGGUCAUCGUCCACAUCCGCUCCGGCGUCUACACGGAGAAAGUUGUGAUCCAGGAGACAAAGCCGUUCAUCUUCGUCAGGGGCAACGGCAAGGGCCGGACCUCAAUCUCCUUCGAGUCGGCCUCCCCGCACAACGCCGAGUCCGCCACGUUCGCCGUGCACGCGGACAACGUCAUCGUCUUCGGCCUUAGCUUCAGGAAUGCGGCGCGCGCGGGGCUGCCGAACAGCCCGGAGAUCCGCACGGUGGCGGCCAUGGUCGGCGGCGACAAGGUGGCCUUCUACCACUGCGCCUUCUACAGCCCCCACCACACCCUCUUCGACCAGGCCGGCCGCCACUACUACGAGAGCUGCUACAUCCAGGGCAACAUCGACUUCAUCUUCGGCGGCGGCCAGUCCAUAUUCCAGUGCGCGGAGAUCUUCGUGAAGCCCGACCGGCGGACGGAGAUCCUGGGUUCCAUCACGGCGAGCGAUCGCAAGGAGGAGAGCGCCGGCGGCGGCUUCGUGUUCCUCAAGGGCAAGGUGUACGGCGUCGGGGAGGUCUACCUCGGCCGCGCCAACGAGGCCUACUCGCGCGUCGUCUUCGCCGACACCUACCUCUCCAAGACCAUCAACCCGGCCGGCUGGACGGACUACGGAUACACAGGCAGCAAAGACAAUUUGAUGCUCGGGGAGUUCAACUGCACCGGGCCGGGCGCCGACGCGUCGAAGCGCGUGCCGUGGUCGCGGCAGCUCAGCCCGGCGGACGCGGCCAAGUUCCUCACCGUCGACUUCAUCGACGGCAAGGACUGGCUCCCGGCCUUCUACUACUGAUCGACCGGACUGAAAAUCACAUGAUACAGUAGUACAUACUUUUGCGUGCUCUGGGAACUUGUACACUUGUUGCUUGAUACUCCUUGUUGUAAUGUGUCUUCCCUUACCUCCGUGAUGUGUAAAAUCUAAUUGAGCCUCAACGAUGGAUCUCUUGUAAUAGGACCUGACAGGUUUGCUGUUUCCGAACUCUAACUUGCGAGUGUUAA
This is a messenger RNA of Lolium perenne, 1347 nucleotides long. Its product is annotated as probable pectinesterase 67. Gene Ontology annotation, biological process: pectin catabolic process; cell wall modification. Gene Ontology annotation, molecular function: pectinesterase activity. NCBI's taxonomy places the organism in Eukaryota, Viridiplantae, Streptophyta, Magnoliopsida, Poales, Poaceae. The record is from RefSeq and is a predicted model, not a curated record.